Messenger RNA from Seriola aureovittata, 2676 nucleotides. It is a transcript of the gene nell3, whose product is annotated as NELL (neural EGFL like) family member 3. The record is from RefSeq and is a predicted model, not a curated record. Gene Ontology annotation, molecular function: calcium ion binding; protein binding. Bases 409 to 2670 code for a protein of 753 amino acids. NCBI's taxonomy places the organism in Eukaryota, Metazoa, Chordata, Actinopteri, Carangiformes, Carangidae. The transcript is spliced from 4 exons.
CGGGGAAACCUGAUGCUAAUUAAGUCUUUGGAAUGCCACAUACUGACAUUGUAGUGCGGAAGCCCUCAGAGUGGGUCAGGCAUGGAGAGAGCCAGCAGUAAUGCGUGUGUCUAAUGUUUUUAUUCCUAUCUGACAGUCGGGAGAGUCAGUCUCACCAAAACCCCCGGGGCUGAUGUUCUGUGAGGGGCUGCUGAUCUAGACUCUCUGUGUCAAGUGUGAUAAAGUUUGUUUUCAGUUGUGACACAGGAGACAAUAGAUGGUUUUUCUCAACUUGAAUCCUUGAGCAGUUUUUAGGAGCUUUUCAAAGAUUUUUCCAUAUUUUUCUUUUUCCAUUUGAGAAUCUAAAGCUGAAUUCGCCUUUUCUUCUUUUUUACAGGUUUAAAAAAAAAAAAAAAAACUGAUGCAAAAAUGGUUUUACUGACAUCAGUGCUGUUGCUGCUGCUCUCUUCUGUAUCACUGCACAACACCGCGCAAGCUGUCGCAGAGAUUUGCCGGGGGACGCACUGCUACGGCGGGGAAACCGGCGAUCCAAGACCGUGCACCGGAGCGCACUGUCCUGGGGGCAGAUCCUCCAGAACGCCGAGGCAGUUUAACCCGAACACGCAGGGGAGAGCGGUGCAGGGAGCUGGCGGCCAAAACCACGCGUACCCGAGCUCUCCAAGAGCUGCGUCGGAAGCCUAUCCGGCCGUGCAGCCGCUCCGCGGGCGGCACAGCAGCGGCAGCGACAGCGGCGGCGGCGCGCGGGUGAGAACGCCUGAAGUUUUACCUGCAGGAUGCACCGAUGCGGACUGCGCUGCUCUUGUGAAACAAUUUCAGCCCACAAAUGACACCCGAGACUGUAGAGGGAUCGAGUGCAGACUGCCCCUGAGGGUGCGACCAAAACCUCGAGCAAAGUCCUGUGUGGGUGAGGGAUGUCUGGCCGGUUCAGAGGAGAGCGUCUCCUCCGCCGCCAGCCAGCUUCCCCCUGUCCAUCUGUCCGACAGAGCCGCGCAGUUUCUGGGAGAUUUUCCGGAGUUUGGAUAUCCUUCAUCGGAACUUGGCGGCGCGCCUCUGGGUGUGCAGCUCACAUGUGACAUCAAGCCAGGUGAGAAUGAAGUUCCCUCAGAGGACGCCCUCAUCCUGCACCUCCAGCUGGCCAAGGGGCAGGAGAAGCUGGUGGAGGCCCUGCGAGCCCAGCAGAUGGUCAUCCGCGACCUGCAGCAGAAGCUCGCCGACCAACAGGAGGCGCUGCUGUCUCAGCAGCGGGAAAUCCUGGAUCAGCAGCGGCGCAUGUACGAGCAGAUGGACGUGGUGAAGGCGCAGUACGGCCUCCUCUCUGACACCGUCAAACAGGUCUCCUUCCAGGGCCUGCAGGGCGAGCUGCAGAGCUACUUUGAGAGCCACCUGGCAGGUCUGCAGAGCCAGGCCCGCAGCCACCUGCAGAAGUCCUACGCCGUCCACAAGAUGGACAUGGACACGAAGGUGAUGGAUGUAGUCGGGGAGGCUAACUUCCCUCAGCCUCUGCUGGGAUGCCCGUCACCCUGUGGAUCAGAGGAGUUCUGUGAUUUUCAGAGGGACCCACCUCAGUGUGAGAAGUGCACCAUGUGUCCACCAGGUUUCUUCCUGAUCUCACAGUGCUCUCCGACUGCAGACCGUAUGUGCCAGGACAGAGACGAAUGCCUUGAAUUACCAAAUAUUUGUGGAGAGAGAGUGAAGUGCCUCAACACCCCAGGAGGGUUCAGGUGUCUGGGCGUCUCGGAGAGAGAAGCAGUGAUGGGCUUGUGCGGUCACGACUACUUUUACAACCAGGAGCUGCAGGAGUGUCAGGCCUGUUCGGACUGUGACGGAGAGCCUGUCACUGCUCCCUGCGCGGCCAUCAGCGACACCGUCUGCGGACAGAAUUCAGAGAGCCGCAUGUCCCAGUCUUGGGCGGCGAAUGUGGCGGUUCCCUCUGCCAGGACCUCUGGCGCCCACAUCUUCCCUGGGCUUCAGCUAAACAUCCGAGGGAAGGAGAGCAGUGAUUUACUGUCGAACGAGGCGGGGAAGGUGACCUUCCUGCAGCACGGCCUGGUGUGGUUGGAUCAUAACUUUGCCAUAAAGCACAGCUGCAGGAACUUCCUCCAGGUGGGGAUGAGACUCAACGGGAGCCAGGAGGAGGAGGGGCGCGACCUCAGCGGCGUUCGCAUUGAACAGCCUGACGGGAAGUACUUUCAGGGAGUGAGCGUCAGCAGCGGCGUGGAGGUGGAGCCCAAUCACACCUUCACUCUGCUGCUGAAGAGUCCGAAUCAACACUGCAACCAGAGCAAAGAUCUUCACGUGUACGACAUCACCGCUCCCGCUUUAAGUCUCUUCUGGUUGUCUCAUGAUACCGGCGCUGUUGCCAUGACAGCUCAGAUGUCCCUGUUGGUGCACUACCAGACCAGCUACCGCCCUACCUUCCGUGUGACCGCAGUGUCUGACCCCUAUAUGAUCAGCCUGACCCAUGACAACCGUGGCGUGCGCUUCACAGAGAGCGGCGUGGUAAAGUUUGUCCUCCAGCAGGCGCUGUACUCCAUGGGCCACACUUGCAUUCGAGAGGGUUUCUCCCUGAUUGCGUACACCAACCGCAACGGGACCGGCCAGGAGGCGAUGCAGGCCUUCAAGACGGGCGUCAACUACAGGACACCUCCAUCACGCUCUCCGGUGCCGUGAGCGUGG